Molecule: messenger RNA, 369 nt
Organism: Aplysia californica (California sea hare)
Lineage: Eukaryota; Metazoa; Mollusca; Gastropoda; Aplysiida; Aplysiidae
Product: mucin-like protein
Biological process (GO): cell-matrix adhesion
Molecular function (GO): calcium ion binding
Source: RefSeq, a predicted model, not a curated record
GUGUCAGAUCCAGAUAACCGGUAUACAUCCUUCGGAAAGAAAGAGACCGGCCCAGAGUCCAAAUAUGUUUACAAGAACAAUGCUUACGAUGAGACAGAGGGAGCCAAGCUCUGAGACCUGUGUGCCACCAACUUGUGUAUAUGUGUGUCUAUGUGUGCUCGUAAAUGUGUGUGAGUGAGAGAAAGAAAGAGAGAGAGUGUGUGUUUGUGUGUGUAUGUGAACGUAUGAGUGUAUGAUUUUGUUUGCAAAGUGGUAUGUUUCGGAUGUGUUGGAUAAAAUGUUAGACGGUAAUACUUUUUUUUUAAGUGUGCUUGUUGGGAUGUGUGUGUGUGAGAGAGAGAUAGUGAGAGAGAAAGAAAGAGAAAGAAA